GACGAAGACGGAAGUUCUUUCGCCAGAGGCGGUACCAGAGCCCAGAAGGGCUCGGAAUUGCGGAAGUUUUAUGAGGAGGGUCUUACGGCUGGUGGAGUGCAGUGUUGUUUCGCGAGUUCCGUUAAGGAGGUUGUCGCUUGAGGUCUGAGAGACACCAGUUUCCCGAGGUUUGCGGCGGCCACACUGGGAGAGAUUCGACGUCGCUGCUGUUGGCUCUGCUCGCCCCUCGUUCGUCCCCAGGGAGCCGCCUCGGAUUUCCGCCAUGGCAUCCACUGGGUCCAACCUCCAGAAAGCAAUAGAUCUUGCUAGCAAAGCAGCACAAGAAGACAAAGCUGGGAAUUAUGAGGAAGCCCUUCAACUCUAUCAACAUGCUGUACAGUAUUUUCUUCAUGUAGUUAAAUAUGAAGCACAGGGUGAUAAAGCCAAGCAAAGUAUCAGGGCAAAGUGUACGGAAUAUCUUGAUAGAGCAGAAAAACUAAAGGAGUAUCUGAAGAAAAGAGAGAAAACACCACAGAAGCCAGUGAAAGAGGGACAGCCAAGUACAGCUGAUGAAAAAGGGAAUGACAGUGAUGGGGAAGGAGAAUCUGAUGAUCCUGAAAAAAAGAAACUGCAGAAUCAACUUCAAGGUGCCAUUGUUAUUGAGCGACCGAAUGUGAAAUGGAGUGAUGUUGCUGGUCUUGAAGGAGCCAAAGAAGCACUUAAAGAGGCUGUGAUUUUGCCCAUUAAAUUUCCUCAUCUUUUUACAGGCAAGAGGACACCUUGGAGAGGAAUCCUAUUAUUUGGGCCACCAGGAACAGGAAAAUCCUAUUUAGCCAAAGCUGUAGCAACAGAAGCAAACAACUCAACAUUUUUUUCAAUAUCUUCCUCCGACCUUGUUUCUAAGUGGCUAGGUGAAAGUGAAAAAUUGGUUAAGAAUUUAUUUCAGCUUGCCAGGGAGAACAAGCCUUCCAUUAUCUUCAUUGAUGAAAUUGACUCUCUCUGUGGUUCGAGAAGUGAAAAUGAAAGUGAAGCUGCACGUAGAAUUAAGACAGAGUUUCUUGUGCAAAUGCAAGGGGUUGGUGUGGACAAUGAUGGAAUUUUGGUUCUGGGAGCUACAAACAUACCCUGGGUUCUGGAUUCUGCCAUUAGGCGGAGAUUUGAGAAACGAAUCUACAUUCCUUUGCCUGAAGCCCAUGCCCGAGCUGCAAUGUUUAAAUUGCACUUGGGAACCACUCAGAACAGUCUAACAGAAGCAGACUUCCGAGAACUUGGGAAGAAAACUGAUGGUUAUUCAGGGGCAGAUAUCAGUAUCAUUGUUCGUGAUGCACUUAUGCAGCCUGUUAGAAAAGUACAGUCAGCUACUCAUUUCAAAAAGGUUCGUGGACCUUCCCGAGCUGACCCUAACAACAUCGUAGAUGAUCUGCUCACACCCUGCUCUCCAGGGGACUCUGGUGCCAUUGAAAUGACGUGGAUGGAUGUCCCUGGAGAUAAACUUUUGGAGCCAGUUGUUUCCAUGCCGGAUAUGUUGCGGUCACUGUCUAACACAAAACCCACAGUCAAUGAACACGACUUGUUGAAAUUAAAGAAGUUUACAGAAGAUUUUGGCCAAGAAGGCUAAACCAAAGACAGCAAGGAAGAUGUUUACUAUAUGUAUUCCUGCUUUCACAGAUACUUAUGCCUUUCUUGGGUGGCAUUCAGAUCAUUUCCAAUAAAACUCUUCUACCAUGGAGAAAAAUACAUCUUUCUCCAGAGUUCCUCUAAGUUUUAUAUUGUACUUUUCCUCUGUCACCUAUUAAAUGCUUCCAAUAACAAAAAUUAUAAAAUAGUAGGUUAUAAGAAAAUGCGCAAUAUGUGAAUGGUAUAGAAAGUGGAAGUUACCCAGUAAAAAGAGUAUUGAACACUGAUUGAUCUACAAAUACUUAAAAGUUUUAUGAGUGGUGGUCUUUGCAGAGUCUUUAUCUUUUUUCUUUUUUUUUUUUUUUAACUAAAGUGAAAUAGGGCUUUAUAUUUUGAAAUCAUUUUCGUAAACAUUCUUAACAUUGUAAAAUUUAUUUUCUUUAUUAAAAGAGUUAAAAUGGUAAAUCUUUACUCUCAGGGAUGGGCGAUAAAACAACAAAGAGCACUGCUGUGAUUGGUUUAAAGAGUGAAUUGUGUGAUAGCCAGCUCUUACUGAUUUUUAAUAGGUUGAUUUUUUUUUUUCUGUUUAGUAAUUUCUUUAAAGGCAGCAAGUUUUCGUAUUUAAUUGAAUGAACCUUCCACUGUACAGUCUCAAGAGAUGACUUUCUAUAUUAGGCAUUGUCUUUACAUUGAAGGAGAAAUUGUCUAUUUCAGUGUCUUUUUAUAAAGAUUGACCAAAACAGGUGGUAAAUAACUAUGAAUUUUUAAAAUAUCUGUCAUGAAAUACUGUAAUGGGAACCUUUACUAAUAAGAAAAUGUCAUCCCUUUGGAUUAUAGGAAGUUUCCUGUGUGUCAUGUGUGAUAUGUGUGUACAUAUAUGUAUAUAAUUUGUUUUUAAUGUAGGAUAGUAAGGGUCUUGUCUUUCUCCUUUUAAGUUCAGGGAGGUUUGUCCUGGUCACUUAUAUAUUAUGACUGUAAUACUUUAUGAAGCUUUAGAAAUCAAGUGAUGUCUCAUUAAACAAUAAAAUAUAAACAUGACAUUAUGUUAUUUUAACAUCUUCAAAUCUGAGGAUGUGUGUUACACACUUGAACAUCAACACUAAAUUGUGCCUUGUACAUUUGCAUUGGCUAAACAUGCAAAAGAUUAAGUUAGCUAGAAUGAGAUGGAGUCAUUAAGUACAAUAAAGUUCUACCUUGCAAAUGGUAUCUAAUAACUCACAUUUGAAGUAUAUUUGCACAUUUUACAUGUUAUGCUAUAUGGUUGCCUUUGGGUUUUCUGUACAGAUUGUUUUUGUUGAUGUUUAAAUGGAAAUCACAGGCUUAAAGUAUGAGUGAAGUAAAUUGGUAUAACCAACUGUUGCUAUAUUCUGUAUAUGCUUCUUUAUUUUGGGUCCUUCUAUUUAGGAGAAAAUAUCUAAAUUGAUUAACUACAAAGAUAUAAUUUAAUAUUAGUAAGAGUAUAUAUACAAAAGUUCUGUUUUAAAGUUUUUUUGUGAGGUUUGGAAAUUAACAACAGACCAACACUGAAUUCUUUAUGGAUAAGAUGAUUUAUAUACCUUUAUGAAGCUUUAUCUGUUGUACAGUAUUGCAGUUUAGGAGAAGUAAAUAAAAUUAUAUGUAAUUGAAAGCCAAAAUCUUUUGUGAAUCCAAAAUUUGAGGACGUAUUCUAAUUAUUACUUAUUUAAUACAUGACCAGAUAGUGUGGAAGCACAGUAUCAAUGAUAAGUGGAUACUUUAUCACACUUAUUUCUUAACAUGUGCUUUUGAGAGCUGUGCCACUAACCAUAUCACUUUUAGGUAUAGCUUUACUUUCUAAGUUUCUAAAAUUAUGCAACCUAAUAAUUUUAGACUUGCUAUAGAAUGGUAGAAACUCAGAGGACCUGAAUGAAUGUGCUUUCUGUGGCUCUUAACCAUUACAGAGUUUUAGGUAGAUACAUA
Messenger RNA from Fukomys damarensis (Damara mole-rat), 3534 nucleotides. It is a transcript of the gene Vps4b, whose product is annotated as vacuolar protein sorting 4 homolog B. The transcript has 11 exons. Gene Ontology annotation, molecular function: ATP binding; ATP hydrolysis activity. Gene Ontology annotation, biological process: vacuole organization; endosomal transport. The coding region runs from base 263 to 1597 and encodes 444 amino acids. The record is from RefSeq and is a predicted model, not a curated record. NCBI's taxonomy places the organism in Eukaryota, Metazoa, Chordata, Mammalia, Rodentia, Bathyergidae.